AUGGUCCGACUGAAGCAUCGCUACCUCCUUCUGAACAUCCUCUACCCGGAUGCAGAAACUCCAACCAAGCCCUCGACAGACGCCGAAUUACCACAUGUAAUCUCUUUCCGCCGCCCGUCCUCGGACAAACUCAACGCACAACUCUUAGCACGUAUAAUCAGAGAUGGCGUGGCAGAACUAUUCGGCGAUUAUGGAAGUGGUAUGAUAGCGGCUAGUCUAGUCGUAAAAUAUCUUUCCCCCGCCACCAGUACGGCAAUCGUCCGGGUAUCACGCGCGCAUUAUCGACUCGUAUGGGCAGCCCUGAGUUUCGUCACUCGUCUACCAAAACCGAUCGAUCAGAACUGCGUUAUCCAGGUCGUCAGGGUAUCUGGAACUAUUCGCAAGGCGGAAGAGGAGGCUAUCAGAAGAGCCAAAGCCGCGAUUAUACGAGCCACUGCUAGGGACAAGGGUGCUGAGUUUAUACUUGACAAGAUGCUUGGAAAAGACGACAUGGCGAAUACAAGAGCUGGUGCCUCGAUGGGUAUCAUCAGCCAUGACGAUGAAGAUCAGAUGGACGAGGAUUGA
Aureobasidium pullulans EXF-150 is the source of this 564-nucleotide messenger RNA. RefSeq lists its product as uncharacterized. The transcript has 2 exons. Lineage: Eukaryota; Fungi; Ascomycota; Dothideomycetes; Dothideales; Saccotheciaceae. Gene Ontology annotation, biological process: tRNA 5'-leader removal. The coding region runs from base 1 to 564 and encodes 187 amino acids. Gene Ontology annotation, cellular component: ribonuclease P complex. The record is from RefSeq and is a predicted model, not a curated record.